AUGAAUCAAAGACGUAGUUUUAACGGAAUUAAUGUUACUCUAAAUUUACCCGUAGAGCGUGGAGACUCGCGGUCUUCUUCGGAUUCGUCUACACGUGGCAGCAAGCAUCCGACUCCUCCCCAAGAGCAAAUAUUACAAAAAGGUCAUUUUAUAAAUCGUGGUAAAUUAGGAUCAGAACUUGAAAGUCCUUCAAGUCACACGGAUAAUUAUCCAUACGUGCAGCUUACAACCGUUCACGAAUAUAUUUAUCCCGGUGCUGAUGCGUCAAAAGUGUCACAGCACGAUUCGACAACAGGCAGCCUGAAAAAACGCAGCUUAGAAGCAUUGCCUCCGCCGACGGCGAAACAAGGGAAAAAGGAAAUGAGGAAAUUGGGACGGCAAAGGUGUCGAUAUUGUCAAGAGUUGUUUGUCGAGGAAGAAAACAAAAAGGGAGCUUGCGAAUAUGCUCCCGAUUGCAUACGGUCCGCAAUUGACGAAGUGUCUUGCGUACGAUGCGCCAGGUGCAUGCUUUAUCAUUGCAUGGCAGAUGCAGAGGGUGAUUUUGCACAGCAUCCCUGCGAGUGCACGAGCGACGAGGGUUGCAGCCGACGAUGGCUGGGACUGGCCAUAUUAUCAAUAUUGGUACCAUGCUUGUGGUUGUAUCCUCCGCUCCGUGCUUGCCAUUGGUGCGGUGUCCGCUGCGGGCUGUGUGGGGGGCGUCACAGGCCAGCCUCCUAG
Messenger RNA from Pediculus humanus corporis (human body louse), 717 nucleotides. Its product is annotated as sprouty protein evh1 domain containing protein, putative. Bases 1 to 717 code for a protein of 238 amino acids. Gene Ontology annotation, biological process: negative regulation of MAPK cascade; multicellular organism development. Lineage: Eukaryota; Metazoa; Arthropoda; Insecta; Psocodea; Pediculidae. The record is from RefSeq and is a predicted model, not a curated record. Gene Ontology annotation, cellular component: membrane. Gene Ontology annotation, molecular function: protein kinase binding. The transcript has 2 exons.